GAAUUAAUAUUUUUUUUGUUGUUUCAACAGCUUAUUUUUUUCAGUGUAUAUUUAGAUCUCAACUAAUAACUGUCUUAUUUGUCAGGCAAAAAACGGCAACAGCGGCGUGUCGAGCGUGAUGGGCGGCAACGGCGGCGGCGCGGCGGGGGUCGCGGGCGACUCCCUCGACCGCAACAGCAACACUUCGCCGCGCGAUUGCGGUCCGCAGGACCGGCAGAUCGCCACCAUCGAGUCGCAUGCGCGACCGAUGCCCAUACCGACGGUCACCUGCGACCUGGCCAGCGACAUCUCCACCAGCGACGCCGGCGACGCCUUGGUCGACAGCGGCGAGCAAAAGGACACACUCAAGGUUUUUGGCAGUUCAGCCCCGCAAACGGCGAGGAACCCCCUCCUGGCGGCGAGCCAGUUCCGCGGCUCGACGCUGUCCGUGAACGGCGAGCUGCAGCAGCAGGCCGCGACGAUAUCGCGCAAUCGGCAACCCUCGAUCGGCAUCGACGCCGACAUGGUGUCGGAGUUCGACCCGAGCAGCAGCGACUCGGGCGUCGUGGCCCAGUGCACCGCCGUGAAGCCCCUCAAACUGCGGCUGUGCAAGCCGAUCUUCGGGCGGUCGAAGGCGGCGACGAAGCCGCCGCACGAGAAGAAGCGAACGAAACGAAACGACAAGUCGGCGGCGGCGGCGAGCCCGAACGCCGCCGAGCACGCGCCGGUGCCUCGCGUCCAGAAGCCGAGAGAUCCCGAGCGCGAGAAGCGACGGAUAGCGAGGAAGAAGGAGAAAAGGGCCACCCUGAUUUUGGGACUCAUUAUGGGCUCGUUCAUCGCCUGCUGGCUGCCGUUCUUCUUUUUGUACAUACUCAGGCUGGCCUACGAUAUUCCUGGAAUUGCCUUCAGCAUUGUGUUCUGGUUAGGAUACAUGAAUAGCGCAUUGAACCCGGUGAUCUACACCAUCUUCAACAAGGACUUCCGGCGCGCUUUCAGACGCAUCCUGUUCAAGUGAUGUUUGGCGUACGUGUGCUGCUACGAGUGCGUCACGCGCAAGAUACGCACGGCGCAGUACCGCAGCGCACCUAGCGCCCUCUACAGACAUUAAAGCGAAACCAUAAAAACUAAAACAAACUUAGCAACAGGCCAGUCGACAAUCGUUUUACUUACACACUUAUGAAUUUUAGUUUGUUCGACUUUUCAAUCAGUUCAGUUCGGUCUUGGAAGUGUAAAAAGGUAUGUGAGUUGUUGACCAACUAAUUACUUCAAAUGUACGGUUUACUCGGUUAUGAAUGCCUUUCUCCAGGCGAUGUUACAUAAUCAGCAUCAUCUGAAAGUUUUAGCAUAUUUUAUUGCAAAUCAUAACCACAACAGCAAAAAACUGCGAUUGUUUAAUAAUUCUUUCGACCAAAUAAAAAGCAAUAAUAAAGGUUAGAAUUUUAUGUAGUUGUUUUAAAUAAUAGCAAAAAGAUGGUGCUGAUUGUUAAAACCGAUGUUUUGUUUUUUAUUGUUUUUAAAUAAAUAAAGGAAUAAAUCUGACGCAUUCUGGGUUGCCUAUAUAAAUAUAUGCAUAUUUGUAUAAAAAUCAAUUGCAGGAUGCUUUAACAAAAAC
Brassicogethes aeneus is the source of this 1591-nucleotide messenger RNA. The record is from the annotation of a GenBank genome assembly. NCBI's taxonomy places the organism in Eukaryota, Metazoa, Arthropoda, Insecta, Coleoptera, Nitidulidae.